UGACAACAACGUAAAAAGAUUGACCAUGGAAAGUUUAUUGGACGAUAAUGGUUCGGGAGAUGAAAAAGAAUUCUUAAACAUUUCUAACGAGCCUGAAAACAACCACCAUCUUCGUCACCACAAACACCUGAAGAUGGAAGUUACCAUGAUGCAACAAGCCAUGGAAGCAAUGGAAGCCAAACUUGAACGUGAAGUUCGUUGGUUAAAGCAAAAUUAUGUGUCCAUAAACUCGACCUUGAAUGCUGUGUCACGUAGAACUGAUUUCAUGGGAAACCAAACAACUACCUUGAACAGGCAGCAGUUAGAUCUGACUAAACAGAUAAAAGAAUCUGAAACUAGGAGUAAGGCUGUUGAGCAGGAAAUUUGGGAUACAAAAGAAGAACUUAGAAACGUCACAGAGAUAAUAACCGUUGUCGACAAACUUCAUUCUUCCACUCUUAAGCUUUUUGAAGCUCUGGAGGUCUUGGAAGACCGAUUCGAUAAGAGCAUCCAAGAUCUGCAAAGAGAAGUUUCGAAGUCUGAUUUCAAUCUUGGUCAAAUGCAAUCAUCUUUCGAAAUCCUCCGCGAAGACCAGAAUGACCACUAUGGGGUCCUUAAGACUCUGAGAAAAGAUUAUUCAGUCUUAAAAAUGGAGGUUCAAAGGGAUCAUUACAGACUUCUAUCUGUUCAAAACGAGGUUCUCAACCAGUCUUUACAAGAAUGUAAAGCCAACAAUAAAGAACUUUUACAAGAUGUUAAACUGGAGAACCUUGAACACAAGUUAGGAAAACUUCAGACACAGGUUACCAACAAUCACUUCAAAAUGGCUGAGCUGGACACUCAUGUUAAGACAAAAAUUGACAAACCUUUCCUCUCAUCGUGGGUAAAAAGGCAAGAAGAAAUGAAACAAGAAAUCCGGAACAUCUCCACAAACCUACCACAGCUGAAGUCUUUCUACUCUGAUCUAAAGACCGAGAUUUCCAAGUUUGUGGACUUGUUACCACAUGAUUGUUCUAUGGACCAAGACACCACGCCUCCAGUACAGUACAAGAGUGGCGUUUAUUUGAUCCACCCCCAGGGAACAGAAUCCGCCUUCCCCAUAUAUUGCGAUAUGGAUACUGCUGGUGGUCGCUGGACUGUAAUCCAACGGAGGAAAGAUGGGUCACAGGACUUUUAUCGACCCUGGGAAGACUACAAACAAGGGUUUGGUGAUCCUGCAGGGGAAUAUUGGUUGGGAAAUGAACUCAUACACCAGAUCACCACUUCGGACAAUUAUACUUUGCGAUUGGACAUGUGGGAUACGUAUGGUCACUAUACAUUCGCCGAAUAUGACCUGUUCUACGUCGAAAACGAAACCGAUAAUUAUCGCCUCAUGAUUGGUGGUUACCAUGGAAACGCUACCGACGCGAUGGAGAAUCACAACAGGAUGGCCUUUAGUACGAAUGAUCGGGAUAAUGAUGCGAGCAGCACACACUGCGCAGUGUACUAUUCGAGCGGAUGGUGGUACAACCACUGCCAAUACGUCAACAUCAAUGGCAGAUACAACAUUGGACUCACGUGGUACAACAUGGACCAACACGAGUGGGUGCAACUGACCAAAGUUGAGAUGAAACUGAGGCCCUCGAGACUACGUGAACUGUAGAAAAUGAAUGACCGUUUAGUGAUACACGAAAGACUCGAGUUUCAUAGGUACACAUUUGGUCCGUAUUGAGUGGUCACUCUAGACAUACGUCAGUUAAGACUAACUCUUAAAAAAGAGACACCGUUAUAAGUAGUUCUCUUUUUCGUAAGCUUGUUUUAAACCAUAUUUGUUCUUAUGUAAGACAGAUCAACAGAUGUUUUGCCAAAAAAUAUUUUAUGCGUGUUUCAAGUUUUAAAAAGUGCUUCGAAAUCAUGGAGAUAUAAUGAGUGUACAUAGAAACUGUAUAAUUAUGUACAUAAAUGAUGGUGCAGUUCCUUAUAUAUUCUAUAAAAUAACUGUAGUACCAAAUUCGGAAGGAUUUCCCGCUCUCUGGCGCGAGGCACUCUAUGACUUCGACUUUGAUUGAUCAAAGUUGUGAACGUUUUCAGCCUUUAACAGCUAUUUCUCUUUUCCUUCACUUUAAUCUAUCUCUGCUCGAUAGAAAUUGAUUAUUAGUUUCGUCUUGAAGUACUUUGUUCAUAAUUAUUUUUUUUUAGUA
Molecule: messenger RNA, 2159 nt
Organism: Limulus polyphemus (Atlantic horseshoe crab)
Lineage: Eukaryota; Metazoa; Arthropoda; Merostomata; Xiphosura; Limulidae
Product: angiopoietin-related protein 7-like
Exons: 3
Coding region: 26-1621 (531 amino acids)
Source: RefSeq, a predicted model, not a curated record